Molecule: messenger RNA, 2790 nt
Organism: Acanthoscelides obtectus
Lineage: Eukaryota; Metazoa; Arthropoda; Insecta; Coleoptera; Chrysomelidae
Source: the annotation of a GenBank genome assembly
AUCGCUUACACCCCCGUGAACGGCAUUCACCCUUCUGGUGGCCUUGUCGGAGGCAGUUCCAACAUAAUUUUAAUUUUUGAAUUUCUUGGCGCAAAGAUGCGGCUGGUAAUGCUUUGAAUUUAUCGCACAAGUAAAUCGCGUGCUGACCGUUACAAUACACACAUGAUGCUUCGAUUGCUGCGCCCGAAAAUGUUCUAUUCAAGCUUACAGGUUUCUUGUGGUUAACCGAUGUAUUCUGUGCUCUGCCUGUGGAUUUAUCAGAUUUUUCACGCGAUAUGGCCUCAAGCAAUUGACACCGAGCAUUUAAAAAUUUGAUUAAAUCAUCUAUACCAGGCGAUUCAAUUUGACGUGAGAUUACGUGCUCCUCCCACGACUUUUCCGAUGAAGGAUCGAGUUUUUUUGUGAUUAAAUAAAUUAGCAAAGUACUCCACUGUGUCACAGGCUCGCCUAAGGAAGUUAAUGACCUCAAAUGCUUUUGAAGGUCAUCUGUUAAUUUUCUAAGGGAGUGAGGAUCUCUAGUUACCGAUGGCAUUUCAACUAAUUCUCGAACAUGAUUCUUUAUGAUAACUGUACUAUUUUCAUAUCGAGAUUUUAAUAACUGCCAUGCAUGAUCAUAAUUCUCUCCUGUGACUUCCAUGUUUUCGAUUACUCUUGCGGCUUCUCCUUUUAAACAGCUCAUCAGAUAAUAGAAUUUUUUGACAUUAUCUAACGUAGGAUCUCUGUCAACUAAGGCCAAAAACAUAUCCCUGAACUGACCCCAUUUUUCAUAUUCACCAUGAAACUUUGGCAACUCAAUAUUUGGAAAUCUUGUAUUUGAGACAGAAUGCAACUGGUGAUGUGAGAGGCCCACGUUUGAUGAAGGUUCUGUGUUUAUUUGCUUGCUCGCUUUUGUGUAUCUGUGUGCAUUCUCUAUUGCGCUGUAAUACCUGUCUUCAAAGGUGGCUCUCUCACUUGAACUUAACUCAGUUUCACUGAGAAUCUCUAUUUCAUCUUGUACUGUAUUGAAAUUGUCUAACAAUCCCGUGGCUUGCUCUAAACGCGCCUCUAAUUGAAUUAUUUCACUUUUAUCAAAGUUUUCUAGAUACGUUAUAAAACGCGUUAGUGAACCCUUUAUUUGUCUUCGCUUGAUGAGCAGCUGCCGUAACUGCUGUGCAGUUUCACUUGUGGAAUCGGAAUCCAUAGCUGGAUCGAUCAUUUUUUCAACUAGACGAUAUGACUGAUUGAUUGCACUACUGAUUGACCUGAUUUUGAAUCAACGAGACAAGGAAGUGAUAAGGAACAGACUUACAGCAGGUAUUUCUGACUCAAUCAUCUGGUUUCAAUACUUUUAGCUUUCGUGGUCGUGGCGUGGCUUCGUGGUCGUGUCGUGGCGUGGCUUCGUGGUCGUGGUGUGGCGUGGCUUCUUUACUUCGUCGUUUUCUUACGUUACUGAUCGUGGCUCGAAGGACCAACGUGUAAAGCACUCACUCGGAGGGUUUACCGAUGAAAUAACUAUACGUUCUUCGCUUUACGAAGGUUUAUAACAGAAAAUAAAAGGACAAAAAUUGCGAAAGAGGAAGAAUUUGAACGUAGGAAUAAGAGACCAUUCCUGAAAUAUCCAGGGAAAAUAGUUUAUCAUACAGAAAUGAUCGACAUAGCGUAUUGCUCUGACAAACUUUUGACAAAAGCAAAUGAAUCUGCAGAUGUACUGAUAAUAGGCUUCGAUCUAGAAUGGCCAUUCAGUUUUCAAACAGGUCCUGGAAAUGUAGCUGUUAUACAGAUCAGCCCAGAUUUGACAAACUGUUACAUUUUCCAUAUCAGCCGACUAAAAAAGCUGCCAAAGGGUUUGAGUGAAUUUUUGGCUCAUGACAACGUAAGACUUACAGGAAACAACAUAAAAAACGAUGUCAGAAAACUGGCUAGAGAUUUUGUAGGGUUCAAUGUUGACAAAAUGAUAGAUAACUGCAUAGACUUGGGUGUAAUGGCAAAUACAAUACUGCCAACAACACAAAGAUGGAGCCUGGAAAAAUUAGUUGACCGUUUGCUUGACUUGAAGAUUAAUAAAGACAAGAAAGUUAGACAAAGUAAAUGGCACAUAAUUCCACUGUCCAAUGCUCAGAAACAAUAUGCAGCAAUCGAUGCUUAUGCAUCGUUAUUGCUCUACCAAAAACUAUUACAGGAAAAAGAGGUUAGGGAAAAUCAAGAAAAUUGUUGUGAGAACAAGAUGUAGCAAGGGGUAUAAGUAAUUUAUAAAUAUGUACUAUUGAUAUGAUAGAAUUGUAUGGUAGCCUAAAGUCGUUAUGGUUAUUGAAACAUAUGCCUUUAAACAGAUGACUAGGGACAAGUAUCCGUCAAUUUUGCUGGAAGAUAAAGAAUUUUGUUGAUUAGUAUUUUUACAGCCAGUUAGUGUUUGGCAUACAUUGAACAUGAUGAAUCGGCAAUUUGUCAGCUGCAUUCAAGGAAUGGGUGAAUGAGUGAAACAACAAAACUGCCUUUGUCCUCCAGUGGCACUUGUAACUUUAUAUGAAAGUGACCUAAAGGUAGUGUUUGACAGGUGUUAAGCAGGCCCUUAAUAUGACUAAUAAUUUUUUGCGUAUUAUGAUCAUACCAAUACAAUAUUUCUAAUUAUAUAAGAUGAUUUAUACAUCCACUUUUUUGAUGCUAUAUUUAUACAAAAAGAACUUUUAAAUGCUGAUAUGUAUAUAUUUAUAAUGUUAUUAUGUUACACUAAUAAUUUCUAAGAACUCACCCUUAUUUAGCUUAGUCGUACUAAUAAUUAUAUUAAGAAAAAAUAUACCACCAUUGAGGCAC